Radiomyces spectabilis is the source of this 375-nucleotide messenger RNA. RefSeq lists its product as uncharacterized. The transcript is spliced from 2 exons. Lineage: Eukaryota; Fungi; Mucoromycota; Mucoromycetes; Mucorales; Radiomycetaceae. The coding region runs from base 1 to 375 and encodes 124 amino acids. The record is from RefSeq and is a predicted model, not a curated record.
AUGCCUAGGCCACCAUUAACAGAAUUUGAAAGCAAAGGCUGGUAUCUCAGUGAAGAAGGCUUGGCCUUGAUAGAAGAUGAAUUCGAUGACGACAAGGGAACUCAAACCGUAGACGAUUAUAUCGCGACUGCAUUACAUAUGGAUUUACGUCAGUUGAGCUCCAAAGGAUUCCGCAAAGGAGACAUGCAGCCUGUAUCUACACUUCCGAGUCCUCUUGUGCUACAGUUGCUUGAAGUGCGCAACGUCGCCAUGCCAUUAGCUCAUCAAACCGAUGCACCGCGACUGUUGCGAAUAACAUUCACCGACGGCGGUAAAAAGAAGUGGACAGGCGUAGAAUACUUUGGCGCCGUUGAUUGUAUCAAGUUCGUGUUUUGA